Molecule: messenger RNA, 1125 nt
Organism: Trichomycterus rosablanca
Lineage: Eukaryota; Metazoa; Chordata; Actinopteri; Siluriformes; Trichomycteridae
Gene: rtn2b
Product: reticulon 2b
Exons: 7
Coding region: 98-739 (213 amino acids)
Cellular component (GO): endoplasmic reticulum membrane
Source: RefSeq, a predicted model, not a curated record
GCUUUACUGCUGACGGAGCUCGAGUGGCCAAAAAAAGCAGCCUGGAGGGUCUGAGGAGCGCCGGGAGGAGUGAAGGUUUGGUGUGGAAACUGCAGAAAUGGCCAGUAAAGUCCUGGACCUGUUGUACUGGAAGGAUGUGGGGAAAACCGGACUGGUGUUCACUGGAAUGGUAGUAGGACUAGCCUGUCUGUUCCAGUACAGUGCUAUCACCCUGCUGUCUAACCUGGGCCUGUGCAUCAUGGCCUUCACCCUCCCUGUACGUGUCCUGUUCAGAACCAUGGACCUGGUCCGGCUUAACGAUGGCACUCACCCCUUUCAGUCGUGUCUGGAAGAGGACAGCACGCUGACAGACGAGACCACGAUUCGGAUCGUGGAGAGGAUCGUGCUCCUCAUCGCGUUUUUAAUAACAGAGCUGAAGAGACUUUUCUUCAUCUACAGCGUCUGGGACUCUGUGAAGUUCACCAUCCUGCUGUACCUGUUAACGAAUGUGGGGAUUAAAGCCAACGGUCUCACUCUUGUGAUCGCCGGUGUGAUUUGUGCCUUUUCUCUGCCUCUGGCUUACAAACUUCAGCAGAAACGGAUUGACAGGGUUAUCAGUGCAGUCCAGUCACUGCUGACCAAAACUAAAGAAAUAAUUGAUCUUGUGGUCUCACUGGUAAAGUCUCAACCUCCACCGCCACCUCCAGUUCCAGCUCCCGCUCCCGCCCCUGCACCCAAACUCAAACUCAAGACCAAAUGAGAAGGACGAGACGGACAAGACGAGGGAAGAGAGCGAAGAUGACAGUCUGAUUCUGGUUAUGAUCUUACUUUGCCUGGAAGCGAGUGAUGAUGGAUGGAGGAUGCUGUACGACGAUGGUUGCUCGGAGGACUGGGUGUUUUUAUUAAAUCUCUUCAUGGUGCUAAGAAUUUGUUGCAUUUCAUCACUGGAUUUAAGCAGCUGGUCUCCUGAAGCGUAUCAGCAAGAUAUACAAAUAAUAAAGUGUGUGGGUGGACCAGCCGUGUCACCCGGGUGUGAUGGAACUGGAACUGUUUGGUUAAAUACAUUAUUUUCAGUGAUUCUGUUUCUGUGUAGUCCUGCAGGGUUAAAUUUUGGGGAAACUUGGGGUUAAAGGUACAAGAACUUGA